GGCUCUAGGAACCCGCAGGUGAAGCCCUUGGUCUGAGGCUCUUGUCCUCAGGUCACAGAGCAGAGGAGGCCCAGGCAGCGCCAGGAGUCAAGGUUCAUAGGGCACAGGCCGCCCAGGAGGACAGAGCCCUGUGAAGCCGAGAGCAUCCCUAAAGAGGAGACCUGCCUGUGGGUCCCCAUCGGUCACGUCCUGCCCACGCUCCUGCCGGCUGCCAGACACGCAUCAUCAUGCCUCUAGGUCAGAUGAGUGAGCACUACAAGUGUGAGCAAGACCAUCAGGACCCAAGAGAGGCCCAGGGUCUGGUGGAUGCGCAGCUGUCCGGGACUGAGGAGGAGGAGGACACAUCUCCCUCCUCCUCCCUCUCCUCCUCCCCGUCUGUCCUGUUCCUGGGCACCCUGGAGGAGGUGGCUGCUGCUGCAACCCCGAGUCCUCCCCAGAGCCCUCAGAGUGCCUGGCCCUCCCCCACUGCCACGGCAGCUGCUCCGUGGAGCCAAUCCGAAGGCGAUGGCUCCAGCAGCCAGGAUGAGGAGGGGCCAAGCGCCUGGGAGGACCCGGAAGACGCCGAGUCCUCGCUCCAAGAAGCACUACACUUGAAGAUGGCUGACCUGGUGGCGUUCCUGCUUCUGAAGUAUCGUACAAAGGAGCCGACCACAAAGGCGGAAAUGCUGAAUCUGGUCAUCAGAGAUCACCAGGACCACUUCCCUGUGAUCUUCAGCCAAGCCUCUGAGUGCAUGCAGCUGGUCUUUGGCGUUGACGUGAAGGAAGUGGACCCCAGCGACCACUCCUAUGUCCUGGUCACCACCCUGGGCCUCACCUACGAUGGGAUGCUGAGCGGUGAGCAGAGCAUGCCCAAGACCGGCCUCCUGGUGCUGCUCCUGGGCGUGAUCCUCCUGGAGGGCGACUGCGCCCCUGAGGAGGAUGUCUGGGAAGCGCUGAGUGUCAUGGGAGUGUGUGCCGGGAUGGAGCACUUCAUCUACGGGGAGCCCAGGGAGCUCCUCACCAAAGUUUGGGUGCAGGAACAGUACGUGGAGUACCGGCAGGUGCCCGACAGCGAUCCUGCACGCUACGAGUUCCUGUGGGGUCCCAGGGCCCACGCUGAAACCAGCAAAAUGAAAGUCCUGGAGUAUUUGCUCAGAGUCCAUAGCAAGGAUCCUGGUUCCUUCCUCCACCUGUCUGAAGAGGCUGUGAGCGAUGAGGAAGAGGGGGCCUGAGCCAGAGUUGCACCCAUGCACGGUCCACGCCCACGUCCAGCAGCUUCUCCUGCCGGGCAUGAAGUGAGGCUGCUUCUUCACUCUGUGUUUGAAGAGAGAGCAGUCAGCGUCCUAAGUAGAGGAGGGCCACGGCGAGGUGGGGGGACAUGGUGGCUAGUGUCUUUGGGUUCCUGUUCUCUAUGAUGGAUCUUGGUUUCCUUACGAAUUUUUCAAAUGGGUUCCCUUUAACAGAAGGUUUAAUUAGCUUCAGCAUCUGUUUGCGAAUGACAUUGACCACAUAUGAAUUUGUACUUAUCCCGUCCAAGAGGAAGAGUUUUGCUGUUUUGUAAAAGUCAUUGGGACAUCGUCCAUCGUAGUCUGUGAUCUGAACUAGAAAAUGUGAAAUAACUUAGCAGUCAAAUUGAUGGGGUCGGGAAAUAGAAAAAUAAAUGUAGA
Messenger RNA from Diceros bicornis minor, 1646 nucleotides. Its product is annotated as melanoma-associated antigen 8-like. The transcript is spliced from 3 exons. Gene Ontology annotation, biological process: negative regulation of transcription by RNA polymerase II. Bases 228 to 1211 code for a protein of 327 amino acids. The record is from RefSeq and is a predicted model, not a curated record. Gene Ontology annotation, cellular component: nucleus. Lineage: Eukaryota; Metazoa; Chordata; Mammalia; Perissodactyla; Rhinocerotidae.